Molecule: messenger RNA, 1421 nt
Organism: Moneuplotes crassus
Lineage: Eukaryota; Ciliophora; Spirotrichea; Euplotida; Euplotidae
Source: the annotation of a GenBank genome assembly
AUGUUCUACUAUGGACUAACCCACCUGGCGAUUCUCUAUCUCGCCUAUUCCAUCUUUGGCUGGAUAUGGGGCACUUGGUUCCUCGUGCUAUUUGUCAAGAUUGGAGAUGAUAUACUUCUGAGUAAUGGAUAUCUCCGUCUAAAUUACGGAGAUAUGUGCAUGAGCAUCGAGAAGCCAGGCAUCAACCAUAAUAUUUCAGGAUAUGCGAUCCUGGAGAAAGAAACCUAUGAGAGCUUUCAAAAUUUCAUUUUUAAAAGAGGAAUCAAGAAAGUCAUGAAGCUGAGGUCCAUCUUUGUUAAAAAGUUUGGCAUUCUUCUUUGGAAAGACCAAGGCCCUCAAGCUGGAAGGGACCAAAUAAAAUUAUGCACUGAAAAGAUAAAUGACGAAGAUGGCCUUAGGAAGUUUGCUGAGAAAAUUUGAAAUGAGAGAAUGGACUAUUCCAAACCUCUCUGGGAGUUCCAUUUUAUUGAGAACUAUUCGGAGACUCAGUCAGCAAUGGUUUUAAGGCUACACCAUGCAGUAGCAGAUGGAGGAGGAAUAGUUGGGCUAUUUUCUGCAAUGAAUGAUCCUGAUAAAAGACUAAAAAUUGGCAAACAGUUUCCAAAGAUUGGUUUCUUACAAGACCUUGUGUUGACAUUCGUUGGACCAAUAUACAGUGUGUAUUUGCUGGCGAAGAAAGGACUCUUUCACUCAGACAAAGAAGCCUCCAAGAUCAACGAGCUUAAGAAAGAGGAUGAUCACUAUGUGAAAUUCUACACUAGUAAGACGUCAUUCGAUUUCAAAGCCCUUAAGAAAUGCUACAAAAGAUUCCAAGGAACCCCAAAAUUCAACGACUACCUCAUGGGAAUCCUCUCGAUUAGUCUCAAGAAGUGGUACGACAAGUAUGGUCACACUGAUGCCCACAAGAUCAAGAUUGUGAACUCGAUGGACAUGAGAGGACUGCCUAAAGAUAUCAAGGAUGUAAAUCUUUAUAAUGAAAGUAUUGGAGUCCAAUUUGAGCUUCCAAUAAAGAAAGAGUUUGAACCAGCUAUGAAUGAAGCAAAGGAUAACUUCCACAAAGAUCUUGGACUCCUUGAGAUAAUAUCUUUAAGGAAAAUAUCAGACACGUUUCCUUUUUUGCCUGAAGUAGUGCUAAAGUUCUUUAUGAACGAGUUUUACAAAGGUGUUGACAUGAUGUUUACUAAUCUUCCAAUGUCUUCAGAGCCAUGUUAUAUUGCUAAUAGAGAAAUAAAAAAAAUUGGUGUGUUCCCUAAAAUGCACAACGCAGUAAACUUAUUCUUCGUCGCUUCCACAUACAAAGAUAGACUCUACUUAAAUGUCUCAGCUAAUGCUAACCUGAAGAUGGAUGCUCAGCUCCUCCUAGACAAUGCAUGUGAAUAUUUGGCUAAAGAUAUUCAAAAUUUUGGAAGCUAACCAUGGAC